Messenger RNA from Rosa rugosa (rugosa rose), 2096 nucleotides. RefSeq lists its product as uncharacterized. The record is from RefSeq and is a predicted model, not a curated record. Bases 160 to 909 code for a protein of 249 amino acids. Lineage: Eukaryota; Viridiplantae; Streptophyta; Magnoliopsida; Rosales; Rosaceae. The transcript has a single exon.
CUCGCAAUUUCUCUCUUUCUCUCAACUCUCUCUGGUUUCUACCCACAAACCCUAAUUCGAUCUCGUCUGCUCUCUUGUUCUUCAUUCUCGCUCUCACUUCUUGCCCUAACCCUAACCCUGCGCUCAAUUCUUGCCCAUCAAAUUGGAAAAUAGGAUCAAAUGGCGAAGCUUGAGAGUUCUUCUUUCUCUUUGGUACCUUCAGAUUCAAAGCAUGUGGUCAGAGUCAUGUUAAAUCGAAUCCCAGAAAACCCACUAUUCCCAGAUGCUCUGUGCACACUCAUGGUCUGCCAGAAGAAGUUUCACCAGAAAAGACUCCAAAUUCCGGGGCUUACUGCUAUUCUUCAACACCGCAAAAUCGGUUCACACAAUCCUGGGCUCCUUGAUCACCUGAAUUUCACUAGUCUGGACCAAUUCAUUGAUCUCCCUCAGCUUCGUGCGCAUCUAGGCACUCUCUCGUCUUCCCUCAAGCCCGAGAUUCCGAGCCUGUAUGAGGAUCUGGCCCCCCAGAUUUCGGCUCUUGCGACUCGUCCUCCUCGUUCGGCAAUGCCCUUCUGCAUCAGUGCUGAAAUCGACAUCUUCUUCACUGAUUAUGUUGGUCAAAGCGGUGACCUUGAUUCGAGUAGUACUGACUUGGAUGGUCUGUUUGAGAGAAUUGCUUCUACUGCUGAAGGUGCAAGUGUUCUGGAAAAAUUCAUGGCUAAUGGCUUUGUGGCCGAGAAGGAUUCGGAUAAGUGCACUAUUUGUAUGGAGGACUUUGAUGGGACUUGUACUCUCAUUCGAACCCCGUGCUCUCAUGCCUUUCACAAACCAUGCGUUGUUCGGUGGUUGAUUAUGAACAAGAACACAUGUCCCUUGUGCCGCAGUCAACUACUCGAUUGUCUCCGCCCAACCACCAUAUCUCUUUGCUGAUUUUCAUUCAUUCAAUUCAUUCUUUAUUUGUUAUAUGUGUUGUGCAUUUCUCUGUAUAACUAAUUGUGCAUACUUGUUUGUUGUAAGCUGCGCGCUAACUGUGUAUGCUUAGUUGUUCUUUUUGGCAGGGUACUCCAGAAACUAGUGUCAUCUGUUGUGUGACCGUGCCAAUGCUCAACCCGGUUUCGAAAGCUAUCGGGUAAUGCAAGCUACUUUGCCUCUCAUUUAUAUUGGAAUGGCUGGCUUAUUGCUAGUGUAUGUCUGCUUUUUAUGCAAUGCAUGAUCUUCAAUAUAAUACCAUGCUUAUUCUCUGUUGUUGGUUUAUCUGGAAGUGGAGGAGGAAUAAGGGGAUUUUUUUUAUUCCACUUUCAAAACUCCUUACAAUAUUGCUGAGAUUAUCAUUGAAUAUAUAUGGUGCUUGGAAGUCAACUAGUAUAUCUCAAAGGGAUGGACUCACAGGACCGAAUUGUUAGCCUGGUCAACAGCCUAAUGCUCGAUCAUUUGAGCUCUAUGUGGAUGGCUCUAGAACGUUGCACGGUAUGAUUGGGGCUUGUGGUGUCGUAAGUAAUGAUUUGGUCAAUGCUUUCAUGUACACUAUUGGUAGUGGAGAAGUUCUGCUGGCUGAAGGGCUUGGGGAUUAUUAUUUACUGGUUUGAAGCUUGCCGUGAGCUCUAUAUUCUUAAACAUGGAAGUGAAGUCAGAUUCAGCAGUGUUAUAAAUCUAAUGUGAAGAUGCUAAUGUUUAUCCUGGCAAGCCUCAUUUGCAUAUUUAAGUGUUGAAACUUUCCUCGGCAUUGAUAUCAGCAGGACUGUUGCAAGCUGGAACAAUAGCAAAUUCACGAAAAGUAAGAUAAGCAUGAAAAGUCUCCAACUUCAACCAAAGAGGAACCACACUCAAGGCUCAGAAACUCUUGUUCAAACAGAGAAAAUGAGGAUAGAAGCACAGUCAGUUUCAUGAAAUUGUUUGGCAAGGGAAGUAGGUAUAUAUAUGCAGAAUGAGUUAUUAGUUUCAGCCAAUUUUGCUAGGCUGUUGGUUUUGCUUCUUUUCUAGGCUAUUCAUUGUACCAAAAAAAAAAAAAAAACAACAACAACCUUAUGUAUACUUAGUUAAUGAUCGAUGAUCAUGAUUCAUGAACUGUAGCUUUGUUUACAAAAAUUAAAGUGAUAUCCUGUCUUUUGGUAUUACAA